ACAAAAUGGCCGGUGUUGGGGUUGACGAAUAAGAACAGUAACAACGGGGGUAAUAUGUAGUCAGAUGCAGCUGCGUGGUUGUGAAAGGAUAGUUCACGAUUACUGCAUUGCUCGAUUACGUGUUCAUGCUGCGUGGAGUAAGUAAAACGACGCGUGCCUGGCUGGCAUUCAGUUGACUCUCUUCAUAGUAGCUCGUGAUUUCGUGAGGACAAUGUGCUCGUAUCAGUUGCUGCAAGAAGGUGCAAUGCUGGUUCACGUAGCAUGUGUGACGAUUAUGUAAAUAGAUUUUAUGCUCUACGUCGCAGAGCUACUGUCCAAGAUUACGAGUUUUCGUCCAUUGAGAACACUUAACGGUACUCUUUUAAAAUCACGAAUUACGGAAAGAAGCAUGGAAGACAUAGUGAAAUCAUCGUGCGACACACGUGCUUACAGAGCCAUUAAGCUUGACAACGGGAUUACUGCUCUACUAAUUUCCGAUCAUAAGGCACGGCGGUUGUCGUCACUGUCUUCGUCCACAUCUCCGUCAAGGCAUUCGACAUCGUCACGAUCUUCGUCCCGAACUACGAGAAAUGGGCGUUCAACGCCAGGUGAAGAUUCGUCAGUGUCCCAUCAUGUACGAGUUCCAGCUGUUGAUUCUUCGUCUCCACCAAAAAUAAGUAUAGCAACAGCAAUCGCUAAUUAUCUCGCCCCUGCAAGCGGUGAAGGUGCUGUUCCUGAAAAGGGCCCCCCCGGGACGACUGUGUCUAGCAACACAGAUGGUAGUGCUGCGUCAAGCCAGUUUGGCAGUGAUGAUGAUACUUCAUAUGAUAGCGAUAGUGAUGAUGACAGUGGUCAUGGUAGUGAAACAGAGCCCAAGGACAGCAUUGUCUCAUCUCAUGGUAAAGCAGAAAGCAAAUCUCACAAGAUCAUGAAAGAGAAGAUGGCUGCAGCAGCACUUUGUGUUGGAGUGGGAAGUUUUCAUGAUCCAGAGCACCUGCAGGGACUUGCUCACUUCCUCGAACAUAUGCUGUUUAUGGGAAGUGAGAAGUACCCCAAAGAAAACUCAUUUGAUUCAUUCCUUAACAAGCAUGGUGGAAGCGAUAACGCAUACACGGAAUGUGAGAGAACCGUGUUUAAAAUGGAAGUGCACCAAAAACAUUUUGCACAUGCACUCGACAUUUUUGCUAACUUUUUUAUUGCUCCACUCAUGAGGAAAGAAAGUAUGGAUAGAGAAUUGCAAGCUAUCGACAGCGAGUUCCAGCUCAACCUUCCAUCAGACUCCUGCCGUCUUCAGCAGUUGCUGGGGAGCCUGUCUUGCAAAGGUCAUCCAAUGUGCAAGUUUAUGUGGGGAAACACGAGGACUCUGAAAGAGAUGCCUCAGAACGAAGGCAUUGAUGUCCAUGCCGAAUUGCGGAAGUUCUUUGACGAUCAUUAUAGCACGGAAGUGAUGACCCUCACUGUACAGUCAAGGUAUUCACUCGAUGAAAUGGAAGCGAUGGUAAAAGAAAGAUUUUCUCUUGUACCACAGCGUGGAGCAAAGCAGAAGGAACAGUUUAUAAACUUGUCCUCAGUUGUGCCAUUCCCAGCAGAGAACUUCAACAAAGUCUACAAGGUGCAACCAAUGAAAAAAGUAAAUAAACUGUCUGUCACUUGGGUGCUCCCAGCAAUGCUACAUGAAUACAGGGCAAAGCCACUUGACUACAUUGCUUGGAUUGCUGGCUAUGAAGGUCCUGGUAGCAUACUUGCUUAUCUGAGGGGGAAAUCUUGGGCACUUAGCCUUGUUGCUGGUAAUGAAGGUUCAGGUUUUCAGUUUAACUCGCUGUGCUCACUCUUUAAUAUCACUAUUUCCCUAACGGAAGAAGGCCUGAAGAAUGUCAAGGAAGUGCUAGUUGCAGUUUUCAGUUUCAUGAAUAUGGCACGACAACAAGGUCCCAGUACCAGAAUCUUUGACGAGAUAAAGACAAUAGAGGAGAACAACUUUCGAUGGUGUGAAGAAGAGAGCCCAAUAGACUAUGUUGAAAAACUUUGUGAGAGCAUGCAGUUGUAUCCCCCUGAACACUACCUGACUGGUGACAGCCUUUUUUAUGACUACAAGCCGGACCUCAUUCAGAAGUGCAUGGAUGACAUGAUUCCAGAAAAAGCUAAUAUAAUGAUCAUUUCCUGUCGAUAUCAGAAGCAGGGUAUCUGUACAGAGAGAGAAACUUACAUGGAAACCCAGUAUUCCAUUGAAGACAUUCCAGAGGACUGGAAAGCAGCCUGGUCAUGCAACCAGCAAGACCUUCAUUUUGAUCUUCCUCAGCCGAACAAAUAUAUAGCCACAGACUUCACCCUGAAGAGCGAUGUUCAGUAUCAGACUCAGUUUCCAAUAAAACUACAUGAAGAUGAACAUUAUCGCCUUUGGUUCAAGCAAGACAACAAGUUUAAUGUUCCCAAAGCUUGUGUGUACUUUCAUCUUAUUUCCUCUACACUGCGUACAUCGCCAGAAAAUGCUGUUCUUCUUGACCUUUUUGUGGAUGUCUUGGACCAGAACAUGAGUCAAGAAACCAACGCAGCUGAAUGUGCUUCUUUGGAUUUUGCUAUAUACGGCAAUGACACAGGUUUGGUUAUACAGGUUGAAGGGUUUAAUGAGAAACUUCCUGUGCUAUUUGAUGUCAUCUUGGACCACUUGGCAAAUUUUGAGGUGCAAGAAGAUCUUUUUGAAAACCUCAAGAAGCAUCUGCACAAGCAUUACUACAAUGAGUUCAUGAAGCCUUCGAAACUGUCUAGAGAUGUGCGGUUGGCAAUCCUUCAACAAAACUACUGGUCCCAUGUGGAGAAGCGUCUCUUGGAAAAGGAUGUUACUGUGGAUUCCUUGAGGAGCUUCGUUGAACAGUUUAGAAGCCACCUAUUUGUUGAGGGUCUGGUUCAUGGAAAUUUAACUGCUGAUGAAGCUUCUGCCAUGGCAGAGCAAGUAAUAAAAAAGCUGGCUUGCAAGCCCCUGCCACCAUCCAUGAUUCCAGAGACUCGGGUCAUGCAGCUUCCUGUUGGUAACCACUACUGCAGAGUGGCGUCAUUCAAUCUUGAAGACAAAAACUCUGUUAUAACCAACUACUAUCAAUUGGGACCUGGAGACGUAAGCCAGCAUGCCCAGGCAUCGCUUUUAAUCAACUUCAUGGAAGAGCCCUGCUUUGACAUCCUGCGCACCAAGUCACAGCUUGGGUACGACGUCAACUGUGUUAACAGGAAUACUUUUGGCAUUGUGGGCUUUACAGUCACAGUGUGUUGCUCAGCAAAGAAAUUCAGUUGUUCCUACGUUGAUGAGCAAAUUGAAGCAUUUCUGAAGACCUUCUCUUCAAAAAUCCAACAGUUGACAGAAGAAGAAUUUGCUACUCAGGUGUCUUCACUUAUUAAGCUUAAGAGUUGCUCUGACCUGUGCUUGCAAGAAGAGUCCAAUCGUUACUGGGCAGAAAUUGUGUCAUUUGGUUACCUCUUUGAUAAGUUACAGCGAGAAAUAGAGUUUCUCAAACGUCUGCGCUUGGAUGACUUCAAGAUGUGGUGCAGGGCCCUCUUGCCGUUUGAAAAUUCAGAGCAGUCACAAUGCCGCAAGUUGUCUGUUCAAGUUGUUGGAUACGGAGAAGCUGGGUUGUCAGAGUCCCAGCUACCUGGAUCAACUGAGCCAGUGCCCCCUCUGACGAGCCAAAGCAAUGUAUCUGACGCUUCUACAGAACGACGCGGCUCAUGUUUUCGCAGGUGUAUGGAACACAUGCACCACUUACAUCCUUGGAUGCAUCUGAAAAAGCCUGAUGAGACUGCAAAUGGUUCUGAAUCUAGCAGUGAGGAUGUCACCUAUUUGCUUCAGUAUCUCGAGCCUGUUAACAUGAAAGCGAAUGAAAUCUUCAUUGCAGAUGUGACAGCGUUCAAACAAGGCUUGAGCAUCUAUCCAUUUACGACUAUAAACUCUUAAGUGCCUCUGCUUGGCUUAGGAAAAAUAUCUAAAACAGUUGCCUUGUCUCAUUGUUUUUGACUGUGUGCUUUAAGUACGCUUUCAGCAGUUGUCAGUAAGGUACCAAUUAAAGUAGUCUGUUUUGAUUGCA
Molecule: messenger RNA, 4052 nt
Organism: Ornithodoros turicata
Lineage: Eukaryota; Metazoa; Arthropoda; Arachnida; Ixodida; Argasidae
Product: nardilysin-like
Exons: 1
Coding region: 290-3922 (1210 amino acids)
Biological process (GO): proteolysis
Molecular function (GO): metalloendopeptidase activity; metal ion binding
Source: RefSeq, a predicted model, not a curated record